Phlebotomus papatasi is the source of this 1840-nucleotide messenger RNA. It is a transcript of the gene Sgsh, whose product is annotated as N-sulphoglucosamine sulphohydrolase. Bases 1 to 1566 code for a protein of 521 amino acids. Lineage: Eukaryota; Metazoa; Arthropoda; Insecta; Diptera; Psychodidae. Gene Ontology annotation, molecular function: arylsulfatase activity. The transcript is spliced from 2 exons. The record is from RefSeq and is a predicted model, not a curated record.
AUGAUGUGGAAAUAUUUACUUUUCCUUAUCAUCUCUGUGGAACUGUCAUCAGCAACAAAGCCGGCAAUUGUGGAGGUGCCACGUAAAGAACAGUCAGAGCCCCCUGCUAAGCAAAAUGUUUUGCUGCUUCUCGCGGACGACGGUGGCUUUGAGAUGGGAGCCUAUCGGAAUCGAAUUGUCCAAACUCCCAAUCUAGAUGCCUUAGCAAAAGAAAGUGUAAUCUUCAACAACGCUUACACUUCAGUUAGUAGUUGCUCACCUAGUAGAGCAGCCCUACUUACCGGUCUACCAAGUCAUCAAAACGGGAUGUAUGGCCUACAUCAAGAUGUUCAUCACUUCAGUUCAUUCAAUUCUAUCCUCAGUCUUCCAAAUAUUCUCAGCAAGAAAGGAAAUAUACGAACUGGAAUUAUCGGAAAGAAGCAUGUAGGCCCAUCGGAAGUGUUCAAGUUUGACUUUGAAAGGACGGAAGAACAAUACCCAAUCAAUCAAGUUGGACGAAAUAUUACAAAUAUCAAAAACCUCGUCAAGGAAUUCCUUCAAUCAAAUGAUACUCGACCCUUUUUCCUAGUUGUGGCCUUCCACGAUCCUCAUCGUUGUGGACACGUUACCCCAGAGUACGGACCCUUUUGCGAACGUUGGGGAAGUGGUGAGGAAGGGAUGGGCCUUAUACCGGACUGGCAUCCAAUCUACUACGUCUGGGACGAAAUUGAUUUACCCUUCUAUGUACCCGAUACCGAACCAGCUCGACGAGACAUUGCUGCCCAGUACACAACUAUAUCUCGCCUAGAUCAAGGGGUAGGGCUAGUUCUAAAGGAACUCCAAAACUCCGGUUUUGAUUCCAACACCCUUGUAGUCUACACCUCAGACAACGGACCACCACUACCAUCAGGGCGAACAAAUUUCUACGAUCCCGGAAUCGCAGAACCAAUGUUUAUUAGAUCCCCUGCUUCAGAUGCGAGAAGGAACGAAGUCACCUAUACCCUUACCACUCUUCUAGAUCUAGUUCCAACAUUCUUGGACUGGUUUGGCGUGGAAUACCCCAAGAAAUCCAAAACCAAACUGACAGGAAAAUCUCUACUACCAAUUCUUACCUCCGAGCCCCCCAUUGAUCAAGAUGCCGCAAUAUUUGCCAGUCAAUCAUACCACGAAGUCACCAUGAACUAUCCCAUGAGAGCCAUCCGAACUAGGCGAUACAAGCUAAUCCACAAUCUAAACUACCAAUCACCCUUUCCCAUUGAUCAAGAUUUCUACGUAUCACCAACUUUCCAGGACAUUCUCAAUAGAACUCUUACAAAGACACCCCUACCCUGGUAUAAGAAUCUCAGGAAGUACUAUUUCAGAGAUGAAUGGGAAUUAUUCGAUUUGAAACAAGAUCCGGGAGAAUUGAGAAAUCUUGCUGGAAACAAAGGUAUGGACAAGGUUAAGAAAGAACUUCAGGAACGCCUACAAAAAUGGCAACAAGACACAGAUGAUCCCUGGCAAUGUGCUCCCCAUGCGGUACUUCAAGACAAAGGAGAAUUCAAAGAUGAUCCACAGUGUUUAACUCUGGGACAUUCUGAUCUCUAAAAUCAUUUUAGUGAUCAUUUGAUUUUAUUUACAUUAUUUUUUAACAAUUAAUUUUUAUUGAGACGAAAAUCGAUAAAUUUUUGCAGAGAUUAUUACUUUACACAAUCAACAAAUUUCUUAAAAUUUACUUCCAUACUCUCUAACAAUACUCACAAAAUUGAAGAUAGGCUUAGUACAAUAAUUGAUAAGUUUCUGUGAGGAGCAUAAGAUUUAAAAUACUCAUUAUAAUAACUUUUUUAUGUAAGGUAAACUUAUUAAAGACCUUGAAAAUAAA